Messenger RNA from Histoplasma capsulatum G186AR, 603 nucleotides. RefSeq lists its product as uncharacterized. The transcript is spliced from 2 exons. The coding region runs from base 1 to 333 and encodes 110 amino acids. The record is from RefSeq and is a predicted model, not a curated record. NCBI's taxonomy places the organism in Eukaryota, Fungi, Ascomycota, Eurotiomycetes, Onygenales, Ajellomycetaceae.
AUGAGUGAUAAAAACGCUCCUCCCUCCUACCCACCGCCUGCCCACCAAGAUGCAGGGCCUUAUGCACCCCCGCAAGGCCAGUAUGGCCAGCCCUCCGCAGCUGCAGACUACUACAAUCAACCCCAACAAUACGGUCCACCACCAGGUCAAUAUUAUCCACCACAACAAGGUUACCCGCAACAGGGUUACCCGCAACAACCCAUGUAUUAUGCACCCCAGCCUCAAGGCCACUAUGUUGACAACAGAGACAGCAGUCGGGGCACGGGAGGCGGCAUCUGUGCCGGUAUAUUAGCUGGCCUGGCCUGCUGCUGCUGCUUGGAUAUUCUCUUUUAAAUAUUUCCUAAGAAGAAUCCCAGACGGUAUACAAAUCGAUACGUGUAUAUUUGGAGGUUUUUGUCUUGCUGGGUUUUAAUUAUAUCCGUCACAAGAUAGAACUCUUGAGAGCGGUGCGGGAUCCAUUCGGAUGCAGCUCGUAUAGCUCCCUCUCGUACCAUCAUUGGAGACUUUCCUGUUACGCUUAUUCCCUUUGUGUCUUGUUUGAUUUGUUUCUAGGCGCAGAAAUGGUUCAUAUGCAUUGGUUGUCCUGUUUAUAUUCUAUUUUCU